AUGGAGAGCAACAAUCCUCCGACCGACGAUGCCAAGAAUCCUAAACCCGAAACGACAGAGCAUCGCACGACGAAUACGACACCGUUUCAGGGGGGAGCGAGCGUUUCAGGCAGGCAUCCUGUCUAUAGGGGAAUACGCUUGCGGAAUGGAAAAUGGGUCUCCGAGAUCCGGGAGCCACGCAAAACGACUCGCAUAUGGCUCGGGACGUACCCCAUGGCCGAGAUGGCGGGCGCGGCCUAUGACGUGGCGGCUCUUGCCCUCAAGGGCUCGGUGGAUGCCUCCCUCAACUUCCCCGGCCUGGCUUCGUCCUAUCCGACACCUGCUUCCACCUCGGCCGCAGACAUUCGCGACGCUGCGGCUAGAGCCGCGGAGAUUAAGAACCAGAACCAGAACCCGGAUCCGAGGCCGGACCCAGACCCGGUUUCAGACGAACCGGGUCGACCCGAGAGCGAGGAACCGGGUUCUACGGAGUUCGUGGACGAGGAAGAGUUGCUGAAUAUGCCGAAUUUGCUGACGGAUAUGGCGGAGGGGAUGCUGAUGAGUCCCCCGAGAAUGCACGCGCCGCCGCGUGAUGACUCGCCGGAGGUUCAUGAAGGUGACUGUCUAUGGAGUUACAAGUGAAGCAAUCUAUGGGGUUUUCUUUUUUUAAUUUGGCCGUCCGGAUUGUUGUUUUUUGGGGUAUUGGUCAACCCUUUAAAUGAAAUACGUACUAAAAUGGCAAAUGGGUUAUUAAAAAAUUAUUAAUUAGGAUUAUAUUCGGUAUUGUAUGGCACUGCACAAUCUCCAUCUAUUAAAAAUAAAUCCAUUUCAGGAA
Tarenaya hassleriana is the source of this 814-nucleotide messenger RNA. Its product is annotated as ethylene-responsive transcription factor ERF025. The coding region runs from base 1 to 621 and encodes 206 amino acids. NCBI's taxonomy places the organism in Eukaryota, Viridiplantae, Streptophyta, Magnoliopsida, Brassicales, Cleomaceae. The record is from RefSeq and is a predicted model, not a curated record. The transcript is spliced from 2 exons. Gene Ontology annotation, molecular function: DNA-binding transcription factor activity; DNA binding. Gene Ontology annotation, biological process: regulation of DNA-templated transcription.